AGAUAACCAGUUAAAUCUAGUUCAAAUGAAUAUUUUCGUUUUUGAGGAGCACCAUAAUAGUAGUGAAUACCAAAAGGAAAGGGGAUCUGGGCUUCGCAAUACUAACAGUUCCAUUUCCUAGCCAGUCGCCUCCCGGGCUGGAUGUGCCCCGGUCCUAGAUCUCAGCGGCGGCCGGAGAGCGCAGAGGUAGGGAGAGAAAAAGGAGGCGUCGGCAGGGCGCAAGCGGCCAGGGCGCUAAGUUCCGCCUCAUAGUACUGGCGAAGACUGGAGACGCCAGGCGGCCCGCGCCGUCUGUCCUCAGCUCUCCUGGACACCCGCCUGUCUCCCCGUCGUCUCCAAUUGGCCGUCGGGGAACGGAAGCCGAAGCAGACCAGUGAACCCGGAAGUGCUUCGCGGCAGAGGCCCGGGCAACUCUUUUGAAUGGAAUCGGGCUGAUUCAUCGCCGGUUCGCAGAGUCAGAACCGCGUCGGGUCUGCGCCGCUGCUGCUGUUGCCUCUGUCUUCACGUCACCGCAGAGGCAAGACAAGGGUCCCGAUCGCGGCAUCCGGCUCCUGCCCGCCUUCAGGAGAGAAAGAAAAAAUAAAAUAUACUUGGGGAAAUUGUGCCUGCUAGAAUUAGCAAGAGCUUUCUUUAAGAAGAAAUUUGUUAAACUCAACAAAUUGAAGGUUAAAACCUUAAGAGUUGUAGUUGAUUGACCAGAAAUAUGGACAGACUUCUUAGACUUGGAGGAGGUAUGCCUGGACUAGGCCAGGGGCCACCUACAGAUGCUCCUGCAGUGGACACAGCAGAACAAGUCUAUAUCUCUUCCCUGGCACUGUUAAAAAUGUUAAAACAUGGCCGUGCUGGAGUUCCAAUGGAAGUUAUGGGUUUGAUGCUUGGAGAAUUUGUUGAUGAUUAUACCGUCAGAGUGAUUGAUGUGUUUGCUAUGCCACAGUCAGGAACAGGUGUAAGUGUGGAGGCAGUUGAUCCAGUGUUCCAAGCUAAAAUGUUGGAUAUGUUGAAACAGACAGGAAGGCCGGAGAUGGUUGUUGGUUGGUAUCACAGUCACCCUGGCUUUGGUUGUUGGCUUUCUGGUGUGGAUAUCAACACUCAGCAGAGCUUUGAAGCCUUGUCGGAGAGAGCUGUGGCAGUGGUUGUGGAUCCCAUUCAGAGUGUAAAAGGAAAGGUUGUUAUUGAUGCCUUCAGACUGAUCAAUGCUAAUAUGAUGGUCUUAGGACAUGAACCAAGACAAACAACUUCAAAUCUGGGUCACUUAAACAAGCCAUCUAUCCAGGCAUUAAUUCAUGGACUAAACAGACAUUAUUACUCCAUUACUAUUAACUAUCGGAAAAAUGAACUGGAACAGAAGAUGUUGCUAAAUUUGCAUAAGAAGAGUUGGAUGGAAGGUUUGACACUUCAGGACUACAGUGAACACUGUAAACACAAUGAAUCAGUGGUAAAAGAGAUGUUGGAAUUAGCCAAGAAUUACAAUAAGGCUGUAGAAGAAGAAGAUAAGAUGACACCUGAACAGCUGGCAAUAAAGAAUGUUGGCAAGCAGGACCCCAAACGUCAUUUGGAGGAACAUGUGGAUGUACUUAUGACCUCAAAUAUUGUCCAGUGUUUAGCAGCUAUGUUGGAUACUGUCGUAUUUAAAUAAAGCAACGAAAAACGCUAUUAAUGAUGCUUUCAGUGUAUAUUCCUCUGUUGUUCCUAAUGCUCAAAAUCAAGGGACCUCUGAAGGUGUACUUGGCUAAAUGUAAGACAUCUGGCAUCAUUUGCAGCACCGUAACACCUUCAGUCUCAGUUGUGCAAUUACUUGUUUCUUUAGUCAGGGUCUUUGCAGAUUCUAAAGUUAUACAUGAGUACAUCAAAGUGGACAAAUUUUGUUAAGAUCCCAUUUAAUAUUUGAAAAAAUCAGUAGCACAAAUAUAUUUUGAUUGUUACUUACAAAAUAAAAUACAUUUACAAUCUA
Molecule: messenger RNA, 1951 nt
Organism: Rhinopithecus roxellana (golden snub-nosed monkey)
Lineage: Eukaryota; Metazoa; Chordata; Mammalia; Primates; Cercopithecidae
Gene: PSMD14
Product: proteasome 26S subunit, non-ATPase 14
Exons: 12
Coding region: 704-1636 (310 amino acids)
Biological process (GO): protein deubiquitination; proteasome-mediated ubiquitin-dependent protein catabolic process
Cellular component (GO): proteasome regulatory particle, lid subcomplex
Molecular function (GO): proteasome binding; protein binding; metallopeptidase activity
Source: RefSeq, a predicted model, not a curated record